Pan troglodytes (chimpanzee) is the source of this 1711-nucleotide messenger RNA. It is a transcript of the gene SPAG8, whose product is annotated as sperm associated antigen 8. Bases 140 to 1585 code for a protein of 481 amino acids. Gene Ontology annotation, biological process: positive regulation of transcription by RNA polymerase II. Lineage: Eukaryota; Metazoa; Chordata; Mammalia; Primates; Hominidae. Gene Ontology annotation, cellular component: cytoplasm; nucleus. The transcript has 7 exons. Gene Ontology annotation, molecular function: microtubule binding. The record is from RefSeq and is a predicted model, not a curated record.
AACAGCACUAGGCUGAAGACUUCCGCCCCGCAGAGGACUUGCCUCCACCGCCACCUGCAAGUCCGCCCGGCUGUACUUCUGCGCAGGCUCCAGGAGUUGUUUGCUGUCUCUAUGGCAACCCAGUAGCUGGAGUCUGAAGAUGGAGACCAACGAGUCUACGGAGGGAUCGCGGUCGCGGUCGCGAUCUUUAGACAUACAGCCCAGCUCCGAAGGACUGGGGCCCACUUCGGAACCGUUUCCUUCUUCAGAUGACAGUCCUAGGUCGGCCCUGGCAGCUGCAACCGCAGCAGCUGCAGCGGCUGCAUCAGCUGCUGCAGCUACUGCAGCUUUCACCACUGCCAAAGCAGCUGCAUUAUCUACAAAGACCCCAGGGCCCUGUUCUGAGUUCAUGGAGCCGUCCUCUGACCCCAGCCUUCUUGGGGAGCCCUGUGCGGGACCUGGCUUUACCCACAAUAUAGCCCAUGGGAGUCUUGGCUUUGAGCCCGUCUAUGUUUCCUGUAUUGCUCAGGACCCUUGCACUACAACUGACCAUAGUUCUAAUCCUGGCCCUGUUCCAGGCUCUAGCUCUGGGCCUGUUCUUGGCUCCAGCUCAGGUGCUGGCCAUGGCUCUGGCUCUGGCUCUGGUCCUGGCUGUGGCUCUGUCCCUGGCUCUGGCUCUGGUCCUGGUCCUGGCUCUGGUCCUGGUCAUGGCUCUGGCUCUCAUCCUGGUCCUGCCUCUGGGCCUGGUCCAGACACUGGCCCUGACUCUGAGCUCAGCCCCUGUGUUCCUCCAGGGGUCAGAAACCUGGUGGCGGAUCGGGUCCCUAACUAUACCUCCUGGAGUCAGCACUGCCCCUGGGAGCCCCAGAAACAACCACCUUGGGAAUUUUUGCAAGUCUUAGAACCGGGUGCCCGAGGACUAUGGAAACCCCCAGACAUUAAAGGGAAGCUUAUGGUUUGCUAUGAAACUUUGCCGCGGGGCCAGUGCCUCCUCUACAACUGGGAGGAAGAGAGAGCCACCAACCACCUGGAUCAAGUCCCAAGCAUGCAGGAUGGCUCUGAGAGUUUUUUCUUCCGACACGGACACCGGGGACUGCUGACUAUGCAACUAAAGUCACCCAUGCCCUCCAGCACCACCCAGAAAGACUCGUACCAGCCACCAGGAAACGUCUAUUGGCCACUUCGAGGGAAGCGUGAAGCCAUGCUGGAGAUGCUCCUGCAGCAUCAGAUCUGUAAAGAGGUGCAGGCAGAACAGGAACCCACAAGGAAGCUCUUCGAGGUUGAGUCUGUGACACACCAUGACUACCGAAUGGAGCUGGCACAAGCAGGGACUCCUGCCCCAACAAAGCCUCACGACUACCGCCAGGAGCAACCUGAGACCUUCUGGAUACAGAGGGCACCACAGCUGCCGGGUGUCAGUAACAUCAGGACAUUGGACACACCAUUCCGGAAGAACUGCAGCUUCUCAACACCAGUACCCUUGUCUCUGGGGCAACUUUUGCCCUAUGAACCUGAGAAUUACCCCUACCAAUUGGGAGAAAUAUCUUCCCUUCCCUGUCCCGGAGGAAGGCUGGGUGGUGGAGGGGGGAGAAUGACUCCUUUCUGAGGGGUGAGGAGGGAAGUGGGGUAUGGAAUAUGGAAUCUAUUUCUGUCUGCACUAGAGAGGUCGGGAGGAAGUUAAUUCUCACUGUACUUGAAGAGGCUUUACAUAAAGGGUUCUCUCUCAUCCCAA